Molecule: messenger RNA, 1140 nt
Organism: Mesocestoides corti
Lineage: Eukaryota; Metazoa; Platyhelminthes; Cestoda; Cyclophyllidea; Mesocestoididae
Source: the annotation of a GenBank genome assembly
AUGAAUUUCGGCUCGGACCGUACUUCCGAUUUUCUUCAAGUUGCAAACACGCUUCGGUCUUCGAAAACCAACGGUAUUGCCAGAAACGGUCUUGGAGAUCAUGGAGUUAAAACCAAUCGCGCACAGCGCCGCCGGCUUCAAGCCAAUGCAUCGUCUGUCUCUUCUACCUCCCAAUUUGCCAGCAUGGCAGCACUUAUUAGCAAUGAUUUGGCCGUCACUUGCAGCCGCCUUGAAAGUCUUUCCAGUCUCGCCCGCCAACGAACUCUCUUUGACGAUCAUUCAGCCGAGGUGCAGCAUCUCACUCUGCUCAUUAAAGAGGAUAUUGCGAACCUAAAUCACCGAAUCGCCGACCUACAAUCCCUAACUAAGCUCCAGCACCAACAACAGCAAUCCGCCAAGCACUCGAGCUCAGUGCUAAUGACCCUUCAGACCCGAUUGGCGGGCAUGUCGGAGAGGUUCAAGCGCGUGCUUGAAGAGAGAUCAUUAACGUUGCGGGACCAGGCUGCCCGAAAAAAUGCCUUCUCCGCGCGGCAGCCUCCUCCGGCCGCGGGAGGCGUCGUUAAUCCCGCAUUCGAACCUGACUCAGCCUCGAACGCAAGACAGCCUGUUCUCGCUGCUGCCGUUCCCUCCAUUCUCCUGGAGGUGAUUUUUUGUGUCACUGUUGUCUUGUGUUGUUCAUCUGAUUUGGUGGUUCCAUUUUUGUGUAAUUUCCAUCUUUUCGAGCUAAAUAUCACUUCUGAUUUUGUGCCUCAGGAUGAACAAAGAGCACGGCGCGCCGUUGGGUCGAACCAAGUGGUGACGGACUUUGCGGGCGUGCAGCACAAUGAACAGAUGAUGACGAUGUACCGCGAUCAGACGGAUAAUUAUCUCUCGGCACGCUACGACACCGUGCGCACCAUCGAACACACCAUUGUUGAGCUGGGCGAAAUCUUCCAACAGCUGGCUACCAUGGUUCACGAGCAAGAAGAGAGUGUGGAGAGGAUUGACUCGAAUGUAGGGGAAUCAGUGGCAGCGAUUGAGUCGGGUCAUACUGAGUUGCUCCGUUACCUUCAGUCUGUCUCCUCGAACCGCUGGCUCAUGAUCAAAGUCUUCGCCAUCUUAUUGGCGUUCUUCGUGUUCUUCGUGAUUUUCUUUGUCUGA